Messenger RNA from Yamadazyma tenuis ATCC 10573, 1457 nucleotides. The record is from RefSeq and is a predicted model, not a curated record. Lineage: Eukaryota; Fungi; Ascomycota; Pichiomycetes; Serinales; Debaryomycetaceae.
AAGUAUUUGUCUAUCAUAUCAGUCGGAGGCAAAUUAAGGUCCUCUAAGUUUGGUCUAAAUAAGUUAAGGUUUCUGAAACCAGUCAAUUAUAAACUACACACGUACACCCAAACAUACAUAUAUCCUAAGCUCCACAUUUUAUUUGCGACCAACUGAGCACAAUGAGCAGUACAAAAUUAUCCCCUUCAUACUUUGGAUACGUGGGAUCUACAAAGGACGCCUUGUUGAUCAUUCAGGCCACACUUAACCGUCAACUUGGAUUGAUUCCCAGGCGGCCACAUGAACGGGAGCGGUCAGAUUUGAUUCGUAGUGGAAACGUCUUCAUCUUUAUUGAAGAGCACAGUGGAAUCAAGCGGUGGACCGACGGUAUUAGCUGGUCCCCCAGCCGGAUUCUUGGUCGCUUUCUCGUGUACCGGGAAUUGGACAAAGAUAGCUUGCAAGAUGAUAAGAAGUUUAAGAAUAGGAAACGUAAACUGAGUUUAACCAGUGAAGACAUCGAUAGCAUAAGUCCAUUGGUGGGAAGCCAGCACGGAUUCAAGGAUCAUGGACUUAUCAAGAAGACUUUGAGUAUCAAUACUACCCUCAAAGAGCUCAACCUAAGUCAUGAUAAUACCACUAAACAAACCAUCCAUUUGAUCAGCUACUACUCUGCUACAGAUGUGACAAGUAGGAAGCUCUUGAGGCCCUCAGAGAGUGACUUGAAGAACGUGCAUAUCAAUGGUCACCUCUGGUCUGCCAUAAAGGAGAGUAAUCUUGGAGGAAAGAUCACCAUUGAAGAUGAAGCCCAUUACUUUUUGGACAACAACUAUCAGCUCCUGAAUAUGUCGAUGCCAAUGGGUACUAAUGCAACCAAUAACAACAAGUAUUCGGCACCUCCCCCACCUCCACCUCCAGUGUACUACCAAAAGAACAACUUUAUGUUAUCGGUGCCAUCCAACUACGACUACUAUGGCAGUAAUACUCCUGUUACGAAUAGCUCGGUGUCAGGAGGAAGCUCCACAAGCAGCACCAGCAGUGCUGCCACUUCACAGGGUAUUUCCGAACAUGCUAAAUUCGACUCUUCAAACGUUUAUGCCAGCCCGUAUCAGGGAUCAGCUUUGCCUAUUACAGGAUCCAACUUUAGCUUACUGUCGAACUUGAACUUCUUUUACCACGACAUACAGCUGCAUCAUGGUGCCCACGCUCCGCAGACACUGCAGGGUCACUCCCAACUGCAAUCGCACUCACACCACCAACCGCAUUACGAACACAACCACCUCCAUAACCAUAACCAGCAGCCAUUUCCACAGCUGCAAUAUUACCCACUUCCUCAAGGCUUUGGUGCCGAUACCGGUGCCAAACGCUUGAAGAUGUACGAAAACGACUUGCACCCACACCAUGACGAACACUACGUAUACAACACGUGAAACCAAAUUUGUAAAAUAGCUGUAUAAUUAAUGAACACUGAUUAACGAGUU